This is a messenger RNA of Aspergillus lentulus, 2133 nucleotides long. Its product is annotated as putative AP-2 adaptor complex subunit beta. Gene Ontology annotation, cellular component: membrane coat. The record is from RefSeq and is a predicted model, not a curated record. NCBI's taxonomy places the organism in Eukaryota, Fungi, Ascomycota, Eurotiomycetes, Eurotiales, Aspergillaceae. Gene Ontology annotation, molecular function: clathrin binding. Gene Ontology annotation, biological process: vesicle-mediated transport; intracellular protein transport.
AUGAGUUCCAGCGGGGGUGAUGCGAAGCUGUUCGCUAGGGGCAAAGUCGCGGAGCUGCGACAGGAGCUCAAUAGCGGCGGCAAGAAGGACAAGAAUUUCUCGGCGAAGAAAAUAGCGCUCAAGAAGAUCGUUGCCAAUAUGACCAUGAGCAACAAUGACAUGGUCGCCUUAUUUCCCGAUGUGAUCGGUUGUAUGAACUUGCCCAGCCUGGAGAUAAAGAAGAUGUGCUUUCUCUUCCUGGUCAACUACUCAAGGAUGAAGCCCGAUGUCGCCUUGAAGGCGCUGCCCAUAUUGGUAGAUGAUAUGGACGACUCGAAUCCGCUUGUGCGCGCGUUGGCUCUGCGAACUAUCUCAUAUGUGCACGUUCGCGAGUUCGUCGAAGCAACCGUUCAGCCUCUUAAACGUUUGAUGGGGGACAUGGAUCCUUACGUUCGCAAAACUGCGGCUUUUUGCGUUUCCAAGCUCUACGAGCACGAUAAGAAGAUGGUUGAGGGCUCGGACCUCAUCGAUCGGCUCAACCGAAUGCUCAAGGAUGAGAAUCCAACCGUCGUGUCCAGUGUUCUUGCUUCUUUGACAGAUAUCUGGGGCCGAAGUGAAUCGAUAUCCCUGACGAUUGACUAUGCAAGCGCCUCAAAACUUGUUUCUAUCCUACCAGACUGUUCCGAAUGGGGGCAGACUUACAUCCUUGAUGCUUUGAUGUCAUAUGUGCCUCAGGACACAGCAGAAGCACUCCUGCUCGCCGAGCGUGUAGCUCCUCGCCUUUCUCACUCCAACUCUUCUGUUGUCCUUACAUCGAUCCGUGUCAUCCUCUAUCUCAUGAACUACAUAGCCGAUGAAAGGCACAUCACUUCUCUGUCGAAGAAGCUGUCACCGCCUCUUGUUACUCUGCUGUCGAAACCUCCGGAAGUGCAGUACUUAGCUCUCCGAAAUGCCAUUCUCAUUUUACAGAAAAGACCCGAGGUUCUACGGAACGACAUCCGAGUCUUUUUCUGCAACUACAAUGACCCGAUUUAUGUCAAAGUGACUAAGCUCGAGUUAAUAUUUAUGCUGACCACGAAGGAGAAUAUCGGCAUUGUGCUAGCAGAGUUGCGAGAAUAUGCAACCGAGAUCGAUGUUCAUUUCGUGCGAAAAGCCGUUCGUGCCAUCGGGAAACUGGCCAUCAAAAUUGAAUCUGCAGCACGGCAGUGCAUUGACACUCUCCUGGAGUUGGUUAACGCCAAAAUCCCUUAUAUUGUGCAAGAGGCGACUGUUGUCAUUCGGAAUAUCUUUCGCAAGUAUCCCAACCAGUACGAAAGCAUUAUCAGCAACGUCAUUCAGAAUAUCGACGAAUUGGAUGAACCAGAAGCAAAGGCAGCCAUCAUCUGGAUCAUCGGGCAAUAUGCAGACCGCAUUGAGAACUCAGACGGACUGCUCCAGGAUUACCUGGCCACUUUCCACGACGAGACGGUUGAAGUGCAACUUGCCCUCUUGACGGCCACCGUCAAGCUGUUCAUCCAACGCCCUACCAAGGGUCAACAGCUCGUACCUCAAGUCCUAAAAUGGUGCACAGAAGAAACGGACGACCCGGAUCUCAGGGAUAGAGGGUACAUGUACUGGCGUCUGCUGUCGACCGACCCGGCUACCGCGAAGCAGGUCGUGAUGGGCCAGAAACCCCCCAUCAGCGCAGAAAGCGAGAAGCUGGACUCGCGGACCCUAGAAGAACUCUGCUUGAACGUCGGCACGCUGGCAACUGUGUACCUCAAACCGGUCCAGCAGGUUUUCCGCUCUGCGCGGACCCGACGAUUGCAGUACAGCCCUGCCCUGCAGAAACCCCAAGACGAGAACGGAAGUAGUGCUUGGCAAUUCCUCCCGGGUACUGGGGCGGAUUCAGGCGUUGUGGCCAAUGCAUCGCCGACGAACGGCUCUGGUACCGGUGCAAGCAGCAUGAAUGCCGCCGUGAGCGCCGCAGACAUGUACUUCAACAGCGUCGGAAGCCAGCAGAUGGCGGCACUCGACCUGGGUGGUCGAGAAGAUGGCGGUGCUGGUGGCGGUGGAGCCUCUCAGACUCAAUACGUGGUCAACCAGAACCAGCAGCAGGUGUACCAGCCUCAGCUGGCUGGCGGGGCGGCGACAGGCGAGUUGCUAUUGUUGUAA